AUGGGGGAGAAAUCUCACACGUGCCCCUACUGCGGGAAAGGCUUCCGACGCAAUUCACACCUGACCCGACACAUGGCCACCCAUUCCGGGCUCCAGCGCCCCUUGGGCGGAAAGCGCCUCGGGCAGCAGGUGCAGGAAGAGGACCGGCCAUUCAGCUGCAGCUACUGCGGGAAAAGCUUUGCCAAGAGCGCCCACCUGGCGCGGCACCAGGAGACCCAUUCGGGGGAGAGGCCCUACAAGUGCACCUACUGCGGGAAGGCCUUUGGGCGCAACUCCCACCUCACCCGGCACCACAGCACGCACACCGGGGAGCGCCCGUACGAGUGCGGCGUUUGCGGCAAAGCUUUCACACGCAGCGCCCACGUCACCCGACACCAGGGCACGCACACCGGGGAGAGGCCUUUCCGCUGCACGCGCUGCGGCAAGCGCUUCACCCGCAGCGCACACCUCCAGCGCCACCAAGGCAUCCACAGCGGGGACAAGCCCUUCUCCUGCGGCGACUGCGGGAAGGGCUUCACCCGCAACGCCCACCUGGAGCGCCACCGUGCCACGCAUUCGGGGGAGAAACCUUUCAAGUGUGCCAGCUGCGGGAAAGGGUUUGGGGCGGCCUCCCACCUUGUAAGGCACCAGAGAACCCAUAAAGUUUAGUCAGCUGGGUUGGUUCUAUAUCCAUCCAAACGGGGGGGGGGGGGUGAGAAAUGGCCAGUAUUGGACAUACGUUUGUCUUUAUGUCAGGAUGGCUCUUCCCCCCCCCUUCCCCCGUCUUUUCUCCAUGCUAUAAAAUAACCUGAGUGGUGUUUAACUGCUGUGAAUUGAGAGAGAACUGGGCAUAGCAAAUUCAGCAGUGGUUUGUCUCUGGUCUGCACAAGGACCGAAGCAAUGUGGACUUCACACUCAGUUCAUUUGCAGACCUAAUGACGAUAAUUUUAAAUGCUGGAACUGCAGGUUGUUCUGCUACUUCUUUCAGAGCGGGAAGGACAGUGUCAAAUCUUCCUGACGCCAUCUGUAUGUGGGGGUGGGUGUUUUUCCUUCUCUUCAGUAUGGCAAAUGAAGGCCACCCUUUUUAAAUUUCCACUUGGCUAUCAAGAAAUAUGCUGUGCGUCAAAAGUAAGAAACUGAACAAACGCUUAGACUUGAGGUGUUUGCACACCUCCCCCAUGCACACCUCCAGCAUCUCAACAGAUGUGUGAGCAUGUAAACAUUAUGCCAAUCUGCGGAGUAAAAAAAAAGCAUCAUUCUGGUGAUUUACUUGGAAUGAAGUUAGAGUAACUCUUCCACCCUCCUUUCCCUCAGCUUUCAUUUCAGCCAUUGUGGCCAAGAAAAAGCAGUUUAUAUCAUACUUGCAUCUGCCCACAAUACCCAGGAAAUGACACCAGGAACACUGGGCCUGACCUUUGAGCAUUUCAGUAUCCUUCAGCUGGGGGGAAAGGCUAUUGGUUUGCUUCUGAACCAAUUCUCAGAACUUGUCUAUGUCUCUUCCAUGGCACUUGGCAGUGUGUGCAUCUAGUUUUGCAGUAUUUUUAUCUUGCGAGUGGGAUCUGCAACAAAAUGUUACAGUGCUUUUGCCUGCCAGCCAUGCCUCUUUUCAGAGUACUCCAUUCUGUUCCCCAUCUCCCAGUUUUCUGUCCCAUUGCCCCACCUGACAGAUACUCGGUGUUCUGUGGCCACCGAGCAUGCUCUGUUCUCAUUGGGGUUUGUUUGGGUUUGUCUCUCCUUUGCCCUUCAGAAGGGCUGUAGCUCAGUGGUAGAGCAUCUGCCUUGUAUGCAUAGUGUCCCAGGUGCAAUCUGGCAUCUCCUGGUAAGGCUGAAUCUCCUAUCUGAAAUGGUUUUCUUCUCCUUGGACAAGACUGUAGUUCUGCUGAUACAUUUCACAGCGUAACUCUGUUGUAGUUGAGAGAUAGGGUAAAAAACUAACCUUAAAUUAGUUGGGUUUUUUAAUGUAGCUACUUGUGCUUUUUUAAAUGGAGGAGGAAGUUAUAAAUGAUACUGUCAGCUGUCUCCACACAAAAUAGUUAGCUGACUUUCCUCUAUCGAAGACAUUUAAGGGGACAUUUGGUGAUUCUUUAGGAAGUCAGGUAUCUUGCUGCUCUGAAACAUAUGGAAAGAGAUGCGGAGGCAGCAAAUUUCUUAGCUGGAGUCCCCGAAACUUUCUCAGCUUAAGCCUGUGCUCCUAGGAAAUACUGUCUUGCUUGUCUCCCAGUUUGCUGUCUGUGGCUCUUAACUAAUCUGAUGUGUGGUUUUUUGAAGGUCCUGGGCACUCGGGCUCUUCAGAGGCAUAGCACAAGGGCACAGCCAUGGUCUUGUAUCAGGGCCCCCCUAAGACAUGGAUUCCCCCAUGUGGCUGCCUUGAGUUAUGUGGCCUUUGGUCUCUGCAUGUGUCAUUUUUGAUGUGGCCUCUUUGGAUCCAGGGUGAUGAAGCAGUGCAGAAGUACAGCAAGUAUGGAGCAAAACGUCUCAUUAGAAAGGUUUGAGUUUAUGAACACAAACAAAAGAAAUAAAUUGAAACUCAACAGAGGGAGGAAAUAGGAGCCAAGGAGCAACAGCAACCUGCCAACUCUCCGUUUGUUCGGCUAAGAGCAGAAAUUCUUUAUAACACCUUUACUAGUUUGCCUAAUGACAGGUCUAAAUCGUUGAAGCCCGUGUUGGUCAUAACAAAGGGAACUGCCAGCAAGAUGCAGGCAGAGACUCUUUUGUUUUCGCUCUACUUUUUCUGAACUCUUUCUAAAUACAAAAUGGGAGAAACAGCACCUGUACAUCAGAAUCUCAAUGGCCAACUUGAUGUAGCGCAACAAAAACCACAAGAAUCGUUGGAAAGAAUAAGGUUGAUGGAUCAAAACUGCAGCUGUUUCAUACUUCUAUGUCAACUCUUAUUUUAUUCUGCUUCCUAUGAAUUUGAAACCGCACUAAGCCUGACAUUGGUUUCUCUCUGAGUGCUCAAACAGUGGAAAUACGGAAAUGGUGAACCUAUAUUUGUUCAGUAUUCUGCAUAGUACAGACGUGAUGGUUGACUUUUUUUGUUUGGGAUUCCCAAGACCCUGCAAUUGCUAGAAAAAUACUUGGAAUGUUCUGCCGUGCCCUAAAUGAUGGUUGCAACCUUUGAAUUGCCUUAGGGGUUUAUCUCCCCAAAGUCAGGCUUUUGCCUUUCUGAAUGGAGAGAUCUCUGGUAAUUGCCAACAACACACUUGAGACUGGUAUAGCUUUCCCUUCCUCUUGGGUGGUCAGUUUGUGUGGCGUUCCUUCCACUAGGGCCGAGGCUCCUGAGUCUGAUUUUAGCCUUGAUGCUUCAAGGGAGGAGCACAAGCUAAGUCAGUUCGCUUUGGGCCAGAGGUAAGAGUUUUCAGGUCUGCUCCCUCAUACAUCACAACCAGAAGGCAGCUUUUCCUGGAAGUGAAACUGCUUGCUUCCCUCACCUAGGCUUAAACAUGUCCUCCUCCUGACUAUCAAUAAGCUUUCAGAUGUGUGGAGUGGGGGAAGACAGUUUUCUAAGAAUAUGUCACCUCUGACCCAUGGCUUAAAAAUCUGGACCUACACCCACACACACCCAUUCUAGAUGUGUGUAGUUACAGCUGUUGCCCAUGGGGCUGUAAGAUCAAUAAAAUGUGGAGCCACAGCCAAUGACAGGCAGAGCCAAGUAAUUCCAGUUCCCAUCUUUCUCCCUGCUGACUUGGGCAAGGACAACACAGAGACUAAGGAUUGCUGAUAGACGGUGUAAACCACCACACCCCCCGGAACCUUGGUAAGAAAGAAGGCAGGGAGGACUGGCUGAGGGCAGACUUGAGAUGGGUAGGACAGUGCCCUGUUCACCGUAAUGGGCCAGCCUCUAUUCCCAAGUGUGGAGGUUCUGCCACACAACAAACUGUUAAAGAAAAGAAUAAUAUUGGUUGACUCCAGACUCUUGGGCUGCAAUCUGCCAUAUUCUUACCUUGCAGAAAGUCCCAUUGAACACAGAGGAAUAGCAUUUGAUAGGAUGGUGCUCUUGGUGAUGCUGUAGGCUCAUUGAAAUCAAUAAGACAAGUUGGUCGUGACUGUAUUAAGUCCCACCGGUUCCAGCAAAACGAAAAGUGUUAAGUUACUUAAGCUGGAUGCAGCCCAUUGAUUUAUUCUGCUAAACCCAACCAGAGAGGUCAACUCUCCACUGCCAAUAAUACCCCACAAACCUAUGGGUAUUUGCCCCUAUCCUCGUAAACAGCAGGAGUUUGCUUAAGCGAUAAAGUCAGCGCACAAACACUAAAGUGAACAAGUCAUUUCGUUGCCAAUCCAUUGUACAAGAGUGUACAGAGGGGAAAUAAUUGUGGUUCUGUUUGCUAUCAUAAGUGCAAAUGCAUGGAAAAUUCUGAAGGCAGAAUUCAGCCAUUAUUUGGAUUGUGGAAGACCUGUAGGGCAUAAAGAGGUCUCUAAAGAAGAGCCAUCCGCUCAGGGCCUGAUUCUAAUCCUGCCAUCCAUGAGUCAGGUAGUAGGGAACUGGUUUGUGUUUCUUGUUGCAGACCUCAGCUGCCUGACCUUGGAAGGAAGGAAUAUGCUGAUUCUGCUGGGUUUAUGCUGGAGAACAAAGUAUUUUUGAUCUUGCACUUGAUUGGUCACUUUCAUUAGACAUUUUGCAUGCAUAUACCCUAUGUCUGCUGUGGACUCAUGUACAACUAUGACUGGCAGAUUCUGGGGGAGCAGGAAAGGGUCUCAUUUCCCAUGUGAGUGGUGUACUCCAGAUAGAAGGAUGCCAAAGGCCUAUUGAUUUCAGUGCGACUUCAGAGCCUGAAGUUCACUGUGCUGCACCCAUAAUGUUGUUGUGUUAUGCCUGGCCUAUGACUUUGCUAAUGGCAGUUUCUUUUAAAAAAACACCUCCCAACAGCUUGUAUAUAGAUAAUUUUUCAAGUUGUGCAGCAGUAUUGUAGAACUAUCAUUGCUGGUGGUACACUUUUAAUUUUCCCUCCUGUACAAUUGUGGACUUUGGUGAAAUCAGUCAUUUCUGUAGUAGCAGUACUUGGAGAAAAGCAGAAAUUGGCUCGUAGUGACCAGACCAGCUCUGCUGCCAUAGAUGUGAUGUUAUGGAUUACCAUUCUCUCUCCCAUCCCCAACCUGGAAAGUGUUUAUUCUUUAUUUAUUUUAAUUCUUUUUCUUUUUGGAUGUAACAUCAAGCAGUUAUUAUUGCACACCUUCCAGUGCAUUUUCCCAUCGCUUUCCUUACUGCUAAAAAGUGGCUCUCUUUUUUUAAGUGUCUUGAACAAGAGCGCUAAAUCCACUAUUAAUUGCUCAACCUGAACUUGCUAGCAUGUGAUUGAAUUCCAUGUGCAAAAUAGCAGUGGUCCAGGAACCUUCUCCUGCCCGCUCCCCAGUCUCAUUCUUUGCGUCAGGUUUUUCCAACCAGACGUUUUGAAAAUGAUCCCGUGGUACAUCAAGAACGGUGUCUAGAUGCCAGGAUCUGGGGCCACCUAAAAGUGUACAUUUGAACUCUUGGCUCACAGCCUCUGCCAACCUGGUGUCCUCCAGAUGUUUCAAGCUACAGCUCUGCUGGCUGGAGCUGAUAGAGCUAUAUAGUCUAACACAUCUAAAAGGCACCAGGUUGUCGAAGGCUGGUUCAGUCGUUGGGCUUGGGUUGGUGUGCGGUCAACCUUUACUUCACAUUUGUUAAAACUCUUACCCGCAAGAGAGCAGAUGUCCACCCGGUUGUGGACAUCUGGUGAAGCUGAAUGUUGGAAGAUUCGGGACAGAUAAAACAAAGUACUUCUCCAUGCAGUGCAUCGUUAAACUAUGGAACUCACCCCCACGAGGCAGUGAUGGGCACCAGAUUGCUUCAAAAGAGGACUAGACAAAUUCAUGGAGGAAGGGGCAAUCAAUGGCUACUAGCCAUGAUGGCUGUGCUUUGUCUCCACAGUUGGAGGCAGCAAUAAUUCUGAAAACCAGUUGCCAGAAACCAAAGCCGGGAGAGGGCUCUUGUGCUCGAAUCCUGCCUACAGGUUUCCCACAGGCAUCUUGUUGGCCACUGUGACAACAAUGCAGGACUAGAUGGGCCAUUGGCCUGAUCCAGAAGGCUCUUCUUAGGUUCUUGCGUUCUUAAGGGUGUUCCUGAGAGCAGCUGAGUCUUCUGAACUCGUUUAUGAGCAUCAGCACCACUUCUGUGGGGUGGCAGAAGGGGCAAAGUGCAUUUUGGGUGGUGGGAACAUGGUUCCACAUGCUAAGAUUUGUGAAAGAGAAACAAUGGUGUAUUUCACUUUCAUGCUUCCGUCCUGUUUUUUCCCUGGAGUAAAUGUCCCAUGCCCCCCUCACGCGAUUGCAAUCCUAUUAGUUUUGAUAGAGUUAACUUUCAAGUAAGCAUGCAUUAGAAUUGUGGCCUUCUUUUAAUUCCUAGUUUAUGAUUUAGUUAUAUUGUUUAGGUGUUGUCUGGCAAAAGUGUAUGUGGUGUUUUUUUCCUCCUUACUAGUGAAUAACAAAGCCUUUUCCAUUUCACAGGAGGCUCCAGCAAAGAGCAAGCUAUCAGUUUGCAGGAGGGGGCAUAGCUUUCUCCCCAUCUUCCCACUCUGGUGCCACCUAUGGAGCCAGUUUUGGGGUAUUUGUUUUACUCUGGCUCAGUUCAGUGUUUGUGAGCUCUGCGUUUUAGGCUUUUUGAGGACUGGGGGUGGGGGGUUUAAGUUUCCUUUGCUUUAGAAUUGUUUGUGGGCAGGGAUGUUUUGGAUUAUUUGGUCUGUACUUUCUAUGAUUUUUAUUACUGCCAAUGGGUAUGCCUUAACAAAACAAUUGUAAAUGCCAUCGCAGCAGUAUCGUAGCCAAACUUAAGCCUGGGUUUCCCACCCCUCUGAAAUGCCCACCACCAACUUCCCACUUUCCCUGGUAUUGCCCAUGGUAUCUUAAUCUAUUUCCCUAUCGUACUAACAGUGUCUGUCUCUUCACUGUAUGAAAUAAACACUUUUCCUGAUUCCAAGAUGCCUUGUUGACGUCCUGAGUAGCUAGGACACUAUUUUCAGGUGUAAUAACCUGACACGGCUAGGAGACUUACCUGGACAUUUGAGUGGGUGCAAAAUGCAGCGAGCUGCCUAUUGCUGUGUCAGCGUGCAAAAAUACACUCCUAUGCUAGAGCAGGGGGUAGGCAGAAGGUAGGUUGGGAUGUGCCGGUAGAUCUUUGGGUGGUUUGCAGAAGAUGAGUCCCGGCUGUUUUGCCUUCAGUGUUCCUAAGUGCUUAGCUUUGGAGCAUACAGAACAACUUGUGCUUGGCAUUCUUCCCACACAAGAGUCAGGGUUUCAUAGUGGCCACAGGUCUGGUCUAGAAACUUGGGAGACCAGAGUUUAAUCCCCACUUGGCCAUGAAGCUCACUGGGCAACCUUGGGCCUAACCUUAGCCUUACCUACCUCGCAGUGUUGUUGUCAGGAUAAAAUAGGAAGAGGGAGAAUGGUGUACACCGGUUGGAGCUCCUUGGAGGAAGGGUGGACUAUAAAUGUAAUAGUAAAGAGAAAUAAAGAAAUCCUGUCUGCCUUCUACCAUGGAACCCAAGGCUGUGUAUAUGUGGUUCUCCGGUAGUCUACUCCUCCCAACUGAUCAGGCACAGACCUGCUUAGUUUCAUCAAGGUGGUGCCUCCCUGUGUCUUCAGACUCUACUCUAGAACCACAUUAAACACAGUGUGUCAUUUGACCCUCAGGGGUGUCAGGAAAGGGCAACAAUUUGUUGUAUUUACUUGUGGACUGAUUGAUUCAACAAAUUUUAUAUAUGGCUUGAUUGUAACAAAAUCUCUAGGCGGCUUACAAGAAAUAUUAAAAUUAUCAAUAAGAACAGUUUAAAACAAGUGAUUAGAAAGCAUUAAAACUAGAGGUCAGCAAAAAGAAAGAAAGAAAAACCCAUUAAAACACAUCAACAUCUACAUGUCUGGAUAGACUUACCUAAAAAAAAAUGUUUUAAGCGGAUACCAGAAAGAACACAACGUUGGUGUCUGCCUGCUGUCAGUGUAAACUAUUUUGCAACCAAAGCUACAGAAAUGAUGUAGAAUGAGACAAAAUACAGAAUCUAGAAACUAAAUGCAAUCAAGCCAGGUCUACAAGUGUAUAGUUAAUUUUAUAAUUUUAAUUGCAUAGUUAAUUUCACUUAACAAAAAGCUGCCUAAACAUCAAGGUACUAGGGUAGUAGACACUUGUCUAAUUUCAGCUGGUAACAUCCCAAAGGCUGGAGCUGCAUCACUGAAAGCCUAGUUUUUUUUUUUUAUUAUUAUUAUUAUUAUUAUUAUUAUUAUUAUUAUUAUUAUUAAAUUUAUAUACCAUCUUUCAUUCAGAGGCCACAGGGCAGUUUACAGCAUAAAAAUACAAAAUGAAAACGUAUAAUGUAACAAAAUACAUUUAUUAGUUGCCAUGGCAAUUCAAAGCUCAAAAUGACUUACAAAAAACCAUACAUGCAUACAUUAAAGUGAGGGGGGUAUCCAUUAAAACAUCCCACCUAGUUAAAAGCCAGAGGCCUGGUUAAAAAGGAAGGUUUUGGCCUGGCACGUGAAAAUAUAUAAUGAUGGCACCAGGCAAAGUUCCUUGGUGAGAGCGUUCUGCAAACACCAAGGGUCCUAAGCCACAUUUCUAGGACAAAGCCAACACAUUGAAAUUAAGUGCUAGACCAGAUCUACCCACUGAUUUUCUAGAUCCAUUCCAAUCAGAGUUUAGGCCUGAUUUGGAACAGAAAGUGCCUUGGUCACCCUGUAUUGAUGACCUCUGUUGGGAGAGAGACAGGGGAAAUGUGUCCCUUUUAAUUCUCCUCAACCUCUCAUUAGCUUCUGAUAUCAAGCAUCGUAUCCUUCUGGAGCAGAUGUCCAAGUUGGGGUGGGAGGCACUACUUUCCGGUGGUUCAGGUCCUACUUGGAUGAUCAUUUCCAGAUGGUGAUGCUUGGCAUGUGCUCUUGGGCUCCAUGGAGCCUUCAAUAUGUUCUGCUCCUUUACAUCUGCAGGUGUGGCAGUGGAUGUCCUGGACCUCAGUGUUAAGAUUACUGCAAUGCCUUAUACACAGGACUGCCUCUGAAGACAGUUCAGAAACUUUAGCCGGUGCAGAAUUUAGAGGCCAGGUUGCUCUCUGGGACAAGAUGCUUUGAACAUAUGAUGCCAAUCCUGGCACAACUGUACUGACUGCCAGUCAAUUUCCAGGCAGAUUCAAAGUGUUGGUUUUGACCUAUAAAGCCUUAAACAGCCCAGGAUCGCAAUACCCCGAGGACUGCCUCUCUUCGUAUGAACCUACCCAGACCCUGAGAUCAUCCUCUGAGGCCCUUCUUUGUAUGCCUCCUCCGUGGAGGGCAGCAACAUGAGGCUCGCCUGGUGCCUUCAUUACAUAUCUUUAGGCACUAGGCAAAAACAUUCCUCUUUUCACAGGCCUUUGGCUAAUUAAAAAUACCUUGCCUUUUAAACUAGACAGAGGUUCUGGUUUGUUGCUAUGCUAUAUAUUUUGUGUUCUCAUUUUUAAAAAAAUAUGCUGUGAAUCACUUUGCGAUCUUCGGAUAAAGGGUGGUACAUAAAUUUAAUAAAUAAAAUUUUUAAAAAGCAUUAAAUGCACCUGCGGGGUGCCUGCCUGGAUAGCGCAGCUGCAGGGCAGGGAUAUACAGUGGUACCUCAAGUUACAGACGCUUCAGGUUACAGACUCCGCUAACCCAGAAAUAGUACCUUGGGUUAAGAACUUUACCUCAGGAUGAGAACAGAAAUUGUGUGGCAGCAGCGUGAGGCCCCAUUAGCUAAAGUGGUGCCUCAGGUUAAGAACAGUUUCAGGUUAAGAACGGACCUCCUGAACAAAUUAAGUUCUUAACCAGAGGUACCACUGUAUAGGCGUGAAGUUAAAUAUGGAAUACCUUAUUUUUAUUAUUAUUAGGGGGGGUACUGCCCUGAAGAUGCUAGUGGGAUUCUCUUCUUCUGAUGCCAUGCCAGUCUUGGGUGCACAAUGCCCCGCUGGCCUAAUGAUGUUUUGGCCUGGAUUAUUUAUUACUUAUUUUAUUUAUUAAAUGUAUGCACUGCCAGUUAGACUAGAGGCCCGUCUAACUAGUGCAGCAUCCUGCUCCCCAGAGGCACGUGCAUCCGGAGGGCCAGGAAGCUCGCUCGUCGUUGUCCAGGCACAGGUAUUUUGUACUCAGUGACAUGUCCCCUCUGUGAACCUGGAAGGUCCCGCUGGAAUCGGCCCUCCCUCCCACUGCAUCCCGCUCAGCCCUUGGAAAACCGCCUCGGCUUCGCCCAGCGCCCCCGUCUGCGCUGCGCGUCGGCCGGGCUCCGCUUCGGUCCUAGGCCCCCGCCGCGGCGCUUGGCAAGGGGGGCUCCGCGCCGGCCUCUUGUUUGGGGCGGCUGCUCCGCGUUGCAAAACAGAAGCGAUGCCGCUAGAGGGCUCUGGCCAUUGUCAAAAAAAGGAGAGGCAGAGAAAGAGGCGACUGUUCUCAUUUUCUCUCUCGCUGCUGCUGCUGUUCCCGCUGACGAUUUUGGGGGCUGAACUUCCCAGGUCAGCGCCGGAGAGCCUUGUUGUUGCUGCUUCUCCUCCUCCUGCUUGCGUAGCAGCGGCAGCAGCAGCCCCAGACCCGGCGCCACCCCGACGGGGCUGCGGGAGCCUCCAGUUUUAAGAAAUCUCCUCGUUCUCCAGCCGCAUCCUCAAGGGAGAGAGGGACCUUUAUCAGCCUCGGUUGCUUUUCUCUCCCCCGCCCCCACUUCUUUCUUUUCUCUCUCUCCCCCCCCCACCCUUUUUAAUAGUAUCAUUUAAAGGAGAGAUCGCGAACUCUGCAGCUUCUCAGGGACCCGAUCCUGAAGCCAGAGACUUCCAGGUAACUCCCGCCGACUGGGCUUUGGGCAGCCAGCCAAAAGUCCAGCAACGUAGCCAGGCAACUUCCUCAUUAAAAAGGGGGGGGCGGGGAGGGGAGGGGGAGCCUAUCACAAACAGCGGGGAGCCAACGCACCGCCGUUCCAUCAGCGCCUCUGCUCUCCGUACGAGCCGCCCCCCCCCCGCAAACAAGGUGGGGGGGGCGCACACCCGGAUCUUCCCUACGCGUAUAUAAACAAGAAGAGAGCUUUCAAGACGUGAGAAUGACGUAGACCUUGGGCUGGGUUGGUAGAGGAAGUAGGAAAGCUUGCCUCCUCCUCGUCCUCCUCCACCCGCCGCCGUCGCCUUCCUGGCAGGACUCGACUGCCUCUUAAGAACUGUGCACGCCGUGCAGAAAUCGGCCCAGGAAAGUCUUCUUCACCUGUUGAAUUUCUGCACGUCGCCCAAAGUUGUUAAAAGUGCACCAGCCUUGCCAGGGAGACGGGAGGCGCCGCAGGAUUGAUAUUGCAGGGGAGAGAGAGAGAGAGAGGAGGGCCGCAGGAAUCCUGUAGCUUUGAGAUCAGGGGGGCAAAUGCUGUCCAGCAAAGGCCACGUUACAGGCCCAAAGCCGCAGGGUUGGUGAUGGAUUCUGAGCAGGGGAAACUUAUUUUUUCAGAGGCCACAGCCUUCUGCAGAAGUGACUGAUGUAUUUUGCUGAGAUUCAGUGGGCCCUUCUGGACCCAUGCCAGAGACCUGUCUACAGGGACAUUGUGCAGGACAAUUAUGGGACUCUACUCUCACUAGGUAAGGACUUUUCUUUUUAUUUAUUUCUUUUUUGCUUCUUUUUUAUAUUAAAAAUUAAUUCAAAUAAAAUCAGCUUUAAGUAGUAAAGAUGGCUAUUGCAAACCUGAGAUCCCAGAGGUCCAAAAACGUAUGGCGACAUUGACAUUGACUUCUGCUGGUUUAAGAAUAUGCAGCCUUUUGAAUUACAGGGAACUCUUGAUCAGGCCAGGAGAGUUUCUUUGAAAUCUAGAAGGCUGCAUGUUGCUAAGCCAGCAAAACUCUCUCCGGUGAAAAUAUGUCAGGACACUUCUUUAGUAAGCUCACAGAAAAGCCUCAGAAGAUUAGGAUUACUCCAUCUUGAGGUAGAUGGAGAGAAGACAGAAAGUUAUGAGAAAAUUUCCUGUCCCUGUAUAGUCAGCAGUCCCACAUCACAGAAAUAUUUGGAGCGUUUGAUAGUUGUGGAGGCCAAACCCAAUAACUCUGGUGGAAUUCCCAUAGAAUUCUGCUGGUUAGCUAUGGAAUGUCAGGAAUUAGAAGCUAAUAUUAGUGUCAGCCAGCACUACCUCUUGGGUCAGGGUUGGUCUAAUUCACCUAUUGUAUGGAACGAUGCUUUUAAGCUGCGGCACCAGCAAAUGGGUUUUAUCUAGUUAUUUUGACUCCUGCCUCCCAUCCAUCCGUCCAAAUAUCUCAAGUUGGUAACACCACUUAAAACAGCAAAUGAUCAAACCAACAAGGUAAGGUAACCAUUCAGAUAUAAAACGUUGAAACAAAGCAAAAAGGGGGUGGAAAUAUUCCCAUGCUUGCUUCACUCUCUUUCCUUUGAUAGAUGGAGGAACCAUGAACCCAAAUCCCCAGCCUGGAGGUGCAGAGGCUGCGCCGACACAGAAGCAGGUUCCAGGACGCCCUGAAGGCUCCCUUUACCCAGGCCAGAACCAGGCUGGGCAGCAAAGCGAGGAUCCAGGGAAAGGAUGGGCCAAGCCGCCUCUUCCUCCUCCAUUGCCGAAAGGCAACCCCAGUCUCCCGCCCCGGGUCUAUAUGGGGCCCGGCCCAAGCCUGUGUGUCCAGUGUGGGGAGAGCCUUGCCCAAACUCGGCACAGUGUCGCCCAGCCCCAGAGAGCCCCCCAUCCUGCCGAUAAGUUCUACCCGUGCUCCGAUUGCGGGAAAAGCUUUGGCGUGAGCUCCCACCUCACCAUCCACCGGAGGAUCCACACAGGCGAGAAGCCUUACGAGUGCAACGAAUGCGGGAAGAGGUUCAGCCAGAGCUCCACCCUUGUUCUCCACCGCCGCAUCCACACCGGAGAGAAGCCUUACAAAUGCGUGGAUUGCGGGAAGUGCUUCUCUGUGAGCUCUCACCUGACCAAGCACCAGAGGGUCCACACGGGGGAGAAGCCGUACGAAUGCCAAGCGUGCGGGAAAAGGUUCAGCCAGAGCUCCACCCUCAUCCUUCACCAGCGGAUCCACACUGGGGAGCGGCCUUACAAAUGCGACGAGUGCGGGAAGACCUUCAGCGUCAGCUCCCACCUCACCAUCCACCAGAGAAUCCACACAGGGGAGAAACCCUAUCACUGCACGGAAUGUGGGAAGAGUUUCCGGCAAAGGUCCGGCCUCAGCACACACCAGAAAACCCACAUGGUCCUUGUGAGACCUUACAAGUGCCCGCCUUGA
Messenger RNA from Podarcis lilfordi (Lilford's wall lizard), 13166 nucleotides. Lineage: Eukaryota; Metazoa; Chordata; Lepidosauria; Squamata; Lacertidae. The record is from the annotation of a GenBank genome assembly.